AGACUGCAAUAUCAUUUGUGAAUCCCUCUCACAGUGCUGCAGAUAGGGGCUGCCAACACAUGCGGCGCGUCUGCAGGUGAAGGAACAGGCUUGAAUGCGCUGGACACACUGAGGAAUUCAACCCGGCGUUUCCUUAAAAGAAAAAAAAACUGCGGAUAUACAUUUUUAAUUGUUUUGUUCUUUUAAUAAGAAAACCUUGUGGAGUUGCAAAAGGAGAGAGAACUAUACUGCCUGCUUGGCUGCAAGUGACUUGGAGGAGGAGAGCAGCAACCGGACAGGUAAUUUGCUUCAUAUUCCUCAAGAUCGGAGAGUUGACAGGCUUUCCGCGCAGUCAACACUCGCCGUGUGAUGAGUUUUGGAAACUGCGCGGGCAUUUAAAUGAUCCUGUGGACAUAUCGUCGGAGAGAGGAAUAUCGCAGCCUCACCCAAAAAAGGAGAUUCUAACCACAAACUGUGAGUAAAACGGCGGCAUAUGGACUCAAUUCACUUUCUGGUGAUAAUGCUCGGACUAUAACGUUUUUGGCUUUUACGCGCAUGAAAUUCAAAUAUCUGCUGGGGCGCACGGCUCUCUGGUGAGUUUUUAAAAAUAUAUAUACAUAUCAUUGCAUUUUUUUUUUUGCUAAAAGAAGGAAAGAGCAACUAACAUCCAGUGUUGGAAGCAGAGAACAGACCGUGCACUUGCUGCUUUGCACUGCAGCAGGAGCGAUGUAGGAAGUCGUCCGGAGGAUGAAGUCUAACGCAUCCCGCAGCAGAGGGCUUUGCUCUUCAUGAAAACGAUAUUUUUCUCCCACACGCGGACUCUCCUGUGAUUUAAUCUUUUUUUUUCUUUUUUUGGACAUUUUUUCAUAUCUAAGUGGACAUUUUUGCCAAGGGAGAACAAUGAGGACUACUGGUGCAGUGGACUAUUUGUACUAUUGCAUGCUCAUCCUGCAGCUUGUGCAUCAGCCCGCUGCCAAGCAAGUGCUCCGGUACCGUCUGGCUGAGGAGGGACCCGCCGAUGUCAGAGUAGGGAACGUAGCCGGCGACCUGGGCAUCGUUGCCUCAAACGGAGAGGUGACAUUCACGCUAGAAUCAGGCUCAGAUUUUUUCAAAAUAGACAACAUAACAGGUGAGCUCACCACCAACGAGAGGCGCAUAGACCGUGAAAAAUUACAACAGUGCCAAAUGAUAUUUGAUGAAAACGAGUGUUUUAUAGAUUUUGAAGUGUCAGUGAUUGGACCAGCCCAAAGCUGGGUUGAUCUCUUUGAGGGGAAAGUCAUCAUUUUAGAUAUCAAUGAUAACACUCCGUCUUUCCCUUCCCCUGUCCUGACACUGUCUGUGGAGGAAAACAGACCCAUUGGAACCCUUUAUCUGCUGCCCACAGCCACAGACAGAGAUUUUGGCAGAAAUGGAAUAGAGAGAUAUGAGCUGAUCCAGGACAAUGGGGAGAACUCAAGGCGCUUGGGCUCUAAUGGGGAUUCAUUCUCGGGGAAGAGGAGAUUUGAGGAAGGCGCAAGCAGGAGCAGCGUCUUUGAACUGCAAGUUGCUGACACUACUGACGGGGAGAAGCAGCCUCAACUCAUCAUUAAAGGAGCCCUUGAUAGGGAACAGAGAGACUCCUAUGAGCUCACACUGCGUGUUAGGGAUGGAGGAGAUCCCCCUCGCUCCUCCCAGGCCAUUCUAAGGGUGAUGAUCACUGAUGUGAAUGACAACAGCCCUCGCUUUGAGAAGAGUGUGUAUGAAGCUGACCUGCCAGAAAACAGCUCUCCUGGUGCCCCCAUACUGCAGCUCAAAGCGGCUGAUGCAGACGUGGGGGUUAAUGGUCAAAUAGAGUAUGUGUUUGGGGCAGCCACAGAGUCAGUGAGGAGGCUGCUGAGGUUGGAUGAGAGCACAGGGUGGCUGAGUGUGUUGCACCGCAUUGACCGUGAAGAAGUGAGCCAACUGAGGUUCACAGUAAUGGCCCGUGACCGAGGCCAGCCACCGAAAAUGGACAAGGCCACUGUGGUGCUGAACAUCAAGGAUGAGAACGACAACGUCCCUGCUAUAGAGAUACGCAAAAUUGGGCGCAUUUUCUUAAAAGAUGGCAUCGCCAACGUGGCUGAGGACGUGGUGGUGGACACACCCAUCGCCCUAGUUCAGGUGUCAGACCGUGAUCAAGGGGAGAAUGGCAUUGUGACCUGCACAGUGGUGGGGGAUGUCCCCUUUCAGCUCAAACCAGCCAGCGAGAUGGAGGGUGAGCAGAAUAAAAAGAAAUAUUUCCUCCACACAUCUGCACCGUUGGACUAUGAAGCCACGCAGGAGUACAAUGUGGUCAUAGUGGCUGUGGACUCUGGAAGCCCCAGUCUCGCAAGUAAUAACUCUCUUAUCGUCAAAGUGGGUGACACUAACGACAACCCACCUAUCUUCAGCCAGAAUGUAGUAGAGGUGUCAUUCCCGGAAAACAAUGCCCCUGGCGAGAGAGUGACAACAGUGGCAGCCAUUGACGCAGAUAGUGGGAAGAAUGCUGAAAUAGCCUAUUCCCUAGACUCAUCAGUAAAUGGGAUUUUCUCUAUCGAUGCAGACAGUGGAGACAUCAGAGUAAACACCAUUCUGGAUAGAGAGCAAACAGAGCGCUACGAAUUCAAAGUGAUAGCCAAAGAUAAGGGCAUAAACACUCUACAGGGCUCCGCAACAGUGGUCGUCCUUGUGGCAGACAAGAAUGACAAUGAACCAAAGUUCAUGCAAGAUGUUUUCACCUUCUACGUAAAAGAGAACCUUGAGCCCAACAGCCCAGUUGGUAUGGUGACCGUUAUUGAUGCAGAUAAAGGCCAAAAUGCAGAAAUGAGUCUUUUCAUUGAGGAAGAGGAGGACAUCUUUUCUAUUGAGAAUGACACUGGGACCAUUUUCUCCACCCUGUCCUUCGACAGAGAGCAAAAAACCACAUACACAUUCCGUGUGAAGGCCGUGGAUGGCGGCGACCCUCCCAGAUCCGCCACCGCCACAGUUUCUCUCUUUGUCAUGGAUGAAAACGACAAUGCACCAACAGUUACUUUCCCAAUAAACAGCUCCUACACCCUUCUCCCUCCCUCCAGCAACAUCAGAACAGUAGUCAGAACAGUCAUUGCCACUGAUACAGACACUGGCGUCAACGCAGACUUGAACUACAGCAUCAUUGGGGGAAAUCCCUUCAAGCUGUUUGAGAUUGAUGGGGGCACUGGGGUCAUUUCACUGGUGGGCAAGUUGGAGCAGAAGCACUACGGCCUCCACAGACUUGUGGUCCAGGUGAACGACAGUGGCCAGCCUUCCCAGAGCACCACCACCUUGGUUCACGUGUACGUUAACGAGACUCUUUCCAAUUCCACAAUUGUGGACGCCCAGGUGGCCAAGAGCCUGAGCACGUCUCUCAACACCAACAUUGCCGGAGACCCCAACUAUGAUCUAAGCAAACAACGACUAAGCAUUGUAAUAGGAGUGGUUUCGGGCAUCAUGACGGUCAUCCUCAUCAUCCUUGUCGUCGUCAUGGCCCGUUACUGCCGCCCCAAGAACAAGAAUGGCUACGAGGCCGGCAAGAAGGACCACGAAGACUUCUUCACGCCACAGCAGCACGACAAGUCAAAGAAGCCCAAGAAAGAUAAGAAGAAACAGAAGUCCAAACAGCCACUCUACAGCAGCAUUGUCACCGUAGAGGCCUCCAAACCCAACGGACAGCGCUACGACGGCGUCAACGAGAAGCUGUCGGACAGUCCUGGCAUGGGCCGGUACCGCUCGGUCAACGGAGGGCCGGGGAGCCCAGACCUGGCCCGACACUACAAGUCAAGUUCACCGCUCCCUACUGUCCAGCUUCACCCGCAGUCGCCGACAGCUGGAAAAAAGCACCAGGCAGUUCAGGACCUGCCCCCUGCCAACACCUUUGUUGGCACCGGAGAUAACAUUUCCCUUGGAUCUGACCACUGCUCUGAAUACAGCAGUCAAACUAUCAACAAGUACAACAAACAGCCGUUUCGCCGAGUGACCUUCUCGGUGGUGAGCCAGCCCCAGGACCCUCACCAGCAGGGAUCGCUGCAGAGCUGCUACGACAGCGGCCUGGACGAGUCGGAGACGCCCAGCAGCAAGAGUUCGUCGGGCCCCCGGCUGGGCGCCCUUCCCCUGCCCGAGGACAGCUACGAGAGGACAACGCCGGAUGGCAGUGUCGGUGAGGCAGAGCACAUGGAAAAUGACUCCCGGCCGUUGCCUGACGUAGCCAUGACUGGCAAGUGCACCCGGGAAUGCGACGAGUACGGCCACUCGGACUCCUGCUGGAUGCCUGUGCGCACGUCGCCUGAGCGACGGCCAUCCAAGUCAACCACCAACCCCCAACAACCAAAGCUUUCCACUUUCAUGAGCGGCAAUGGCAGCGGCAGCAGCAGCGCCGAGCAGCCCGGCAGCCAAGAGACCCUCGCCAUGGCCGCCAUGGCCAAUGGAGACCCAACCGCCGCUCACAUGAUGGGCGACCGCAAUCGCAACCUGCUCAACAAGAAGAUGGCUUCCUCCUCCUCCUCCUAUGAGGCCUUUGGUUCGCCUUCCUACGGCUCGCCAGGAAGUGGGGAGGAGGCGCUGGGCCACCCCACCGAGGAGAUCCCUCUGGCGCCUACUGGGGAGUACAAGCCCACGUCUUGUGGUACUCUGACGCGACGGGAGGUGUACCUAACACUGCUAUGGCCACGGUGUUCAGUGGCUGCAACUAUAAUGGACAUAAUGGUCUCUAUCGUACUGAGCUGUCUACUGAAUCCGUCAUCUUGACUGUUUGUGAUAAAAGUUGCUCAACGGUAGACCAAAACUGACUUAAAUCUUAUAAGGACGGGAAGCUUUAAAUACUCCAGAAAGCAACACUUGUGUCAGUCCUCUCUUGAAAUGGAGAGACAUGGGAGCCAAUGGAAUUUGCUGCAACAACACCGGACUACAACACCACUGGUACGAUGAACAUACGAUGACUGAUUCUAAACCUACCAGUGCAUACACUCUCCACAGGCGAAAAAGUCACUCAUUGUACAUAACCAUUGGACCACAGCAACAACGCUAACUGCUCUCAUUCCCUUUUGUCUUGCUACCUUUCCUCAGUCUCUCGUUCUUUGUCUUUGAUUGGCAAGACCAAAACCCUCUUUAACGAGAUGCAAAAUCUUAGAGCCAUGAUCUAUCGUCGCAUCGGCUGGAAAAGCAUGCGUGUACAUGGUUGCGCAUAUUCGGAUCACCUCAGUGGGAUGCUCCUGUUUAUAUCAAGUUGUAAUACCCUGUUCUCGCAAAUCACAUAUGCAGACACACAGAAGCAGAAAAGCAGAUUCAUAUAACUGAGGCCGCUGCCGGACUAAAAAUCCUGGGUAAGCACAGCGUGUGGCAUGCUGAGAUUAGAAUUAUGGAGGUGCAAUUGAAAUUGUAUGUGUGUAUGGGCCCGAUAUGCAGUAUAUAGUGUGUGUGUGUGUGUGUGUAGGCUAUAUUUAGUGUAUACUGUAGAUGUACACCGAUAAUAGGCUUAGGAGGGCGUAAACAUGGCCAAGCUGAUCCUAAAACAGCUGCAAGGACAGCUUUUUACUGUUAUUUCUUUCUUGUUGUGUGAUAGACUGAGCAAUAAAUAUCAUAAUGUACAUGUGACCAACAAGCAUCAACUUCUUUUCCACUUCUCCUCAAGCCUUCAAGGUGAUAUUAACCCACACGUGGCCGUCCAAGAAUCCUUUCCUUAGCACUACUAGAUGUUGCUUUCCAUAACUAAGUGCACGGUGAUGGCAUCUUUGAGCACGAAUGUAAGAAUCAGCUCAAUGGAGAACAAUCAAAACGUCAGUUUGGAUUACAAAGCUGAGAAAUAUGGUGUCAAAGUGAAACCAAAGCUUCGCGAACAGGAUGAAGCAUUCCCCCACAUUAACACACAAAAAUAGCUUUUUUUUGGGAGAACUUUGCUUUAAGAACACAUUACAUGAAGGAUUCUUUUUCCCAUGAAGGAGUGAGAUGUCUCACCUACACAUCCGUCACAGCUUAAUGACCACUCACACACACAGACACAUGACAAUGUUGAGAUGUUGUGCCUCCCUGUCUACAGUGAUGUUUCUUUUUCGCAGCUGCAGAGGCGCAAAAUCUCAUGACUGUAUUAAAGCAAAAGAAUAUCAGAUGCAAUGGAACUUUUUUGUAUGUUAGCAAAACCCCUUUGGUUUGACCGGAGCUGCUCUUUCUGCAUUCCGGCAAUCUAUAGUCUGUAAGUACUACUCGUUGUUCGAAAGAAAGUGCUCCUAUACUUAUCAACUGUAUACAUAAAUAUUUACUUUUUACUGCACGUUUAAUGGGAACUUACUUCACUUACUGAGAAGGAAGAAGAAAAAAAACUGUAAAACAAAAUGUACAAAAAAAUGUUUUCCCUGUAAACAUGGAAAUCCACCUUGUUGCUUGCUUUUGUUAUACCUAAAGAAACACGUAGUACAACUUAGUACAUCAGUUAAGACCAUACCGUUUAUUUUUUAUUUUUUCAUACUCACAUUUUACCAUCGUCUCUUAUACCACCACACAAAUCUUUCAUACGUUUCAUUUACAACUUUAUACCACGGACUUUUUUAUCUUCAUCUUGUAUUUUAUUUUGAAAAUCCCAUAUUUGUUAACAGUCAAAACCCGUGGAAAUGAUCAUGACAAUGUACUAUGUGUUUUACUUUUUUUCUUUAUCUGGUGCCACUUUGUAUAUUUAGAGUGCUUCUGAAAAAAGACAAAAAAAACAUUUAAAAAAAAAUACUAGAGUGAAUGCAAAUAUGCAAUUGUGCCUUUUUAUACCAAUUGGUAUGAUUAAAUGUUGGUUUGGAAUGGUGCAUAAACAAUUACGUUGCUUACAAAAAGUAGAUGGGGUGGCAUUUAAGAACGGACUGAAAUACAUUUGCAUAUCUUAGAUGAAAUCCCAUGAUGUCAAAGGCUUCUUGGAGGACAACCAGUCAAAUGUCAGUGAGCCUGUGGGUCUAAUACUCCAAUUGUUCACUGGGUUCAAAUAUCUUGUUGAAAUAUCCAUUCCUAGCAUAGUGCAUUACCGAAUGAGUACAGGUACAUUCAAAAGUUGCUUGUUGGUAGUAAUAAUAAUGAUAUAAUGGAUUUUUUUGUCGUGUUCCACUCAUGUACAUGUAUGACAUCAGAGGUCAAGUAACCUUCUUUGUGCAUGAACCAAGCUCUAGGACUGAAUAUAGAAGCAUAGAAAGAUAGAGGUGGGUGAAAAAAAAGAGAAAAAAAAAUGCUUGGAGACAUUUGACUGCUCAGAGUUGAGGGAGCCUAGAGAUAAAAAUGCUAAUGUGACGGUUUACUAGGAGUAGUGGAAGUGCGGGGGGGUAAAAAAGCUGCAGGGGGAGAGUAGCUGACAGAACACACACCUCAGGACGUGCCGAGCAACAUAACACUCAUGCGCAGAUUUACAGUAUAUGCAUAUCAGUAGGUGAUGAAACCCUGUCCUACAAAUAAGCGCCGUAUGAUGUUUGCUUCGAUACUGCAAGGUGAUGCUUUGAAUUUCUAGAUCAGAUGGAAACAAAGACUCUGUAGUGUGAACCUCAGACAUAAAGAGAA
Messenger RNA from Centropristis striata (black sea bass), 7512 nucleotides. RefSeq names its product protocadherin 7b (gene pcdh7b). The transcript has 4 exons. Gene Ontology annotation, biological process: homophilic cell-cell adhesion. NCBI's taxonomy places the organism in Eukaryota, Metazoa, Chordata, Actinopteri, Perciformes, Serranidae. Gene Ontology annotation, cellular component: plasma membrane. The record is from RefSeq and is a predicted model, not a curated record. Gene Ontology annotation, molecular function: calcium ion binding. Bases 880 to 4737 code for a protein of 1285 amino acids.